AUUUCCCUCAUUAUAUAAACAUAACCAAAUCUCCCACAACCAAAAAACAAAAAGAAAAAAAAGAAGAGAGAAAAGGUGAGAGAAUUCUUUUUUUCCUUUUUGUUUGUUUGUUUGGUUGAUCUGAUUAGCCGUAGAUAGAGAAGGAGUGAUGGGGAGUGAUAGCAAGAGCAAUGGUAGUGAUGGCGGCGGCGGCGGUGGCGGUGGCGGUGGCGGUGGCGGAGGACAGAUACCGGCUUCGGUAAAGAAAGUGGUGCAGGACCUCAAAGAGGUAGUUGGUAAUAACUGUACGGACUCGGAGAUCUACGCCGUCCUUAGAGACUGUAAUAUGGACCCUAACGAAGCCGUUCAACGCCUCCUCUCUCAAGAUACUUUUCAUAAGGUGAAAAGCAGACGUGAAAGAAGAAAGGAGAUGAAAGAGACACAAGAACUAAAAAAUCGAGCAAACAAUGGGACUUCUAAUCGUGGUGUUAGAGGUGGUAGUGAACAUUCUUUUGGGUGGAGUGGAUCAACUAAAAUCAGCUCCAAUGAACUUGGUAAAGCUGCAUCCAGGAAAGAGAACGCUUCUGUUGCUUCUAUUCCCUAUUCAGCUUCUUCUACAAUAUGUGCAACGGGACAAACUUUGAAUGAGCAGCCUUGCCCUCAAAGCAAUUCUUUUAAUGCUGAUAAUAGAAGACAAUCAAUGGGAACAGGUGACAUGAUUGAUUCAUCUUUGCAACCGUCUCUCGGAUCACAACCUACUAGGGUGGGGGCCACCUUAGGACAUGUUACUAUGGCUGAUAUUGUAAGAAUGGGUCGGCCACAGAGCAAAGGCUCACAAAUGCCAUGUGAAACAUCUUUUAUCCCCCAAGAUGCGGUUCUACCAAACUCAGCCAUCUACCACAUGAAGCCUUCCGAUGCUACUUCACCUUCACAACCAGGAACACACCAAGAUUUGCAGUCUUCAGAUUUGGAUAUGACUUUUGAAUCUGGAAAGAAAUCUAGGCAGCAUGAUUUUGAUAAUGAAUGGCCCGUGGUUGAACCAAUAACAGCUUCUAGUGAUAUUGGUUCUACUAUGUACUCAAAUCAAUCUUACUUAUAUAGUAACAGAGCUAAUUUGUCUAAUAACUGCUGGUCAGACAAUAUUCUAGUAACAGAGAGUGAUGCUGCCAGGGAGAAUCUUAGUUCUGAUCAGACCAGCUCUGCUCAAGCAUCUAGUAAACAAAUAUUUAUGAAUGGUUCUGAAGGAACACCUAAACAUGAUGAUGACCUGUCUAAGAAUAAGAAUUCAAGUUCACCUGAUUCUUAUCGGCAAAUCCAUGAGCACCAGGAAGGAAUAGGUAGAGAUUCUCAUAUAUCUGUUCCAAAUCCUACAUCUUUGUCUGAUGAUGCCAUCAAAGCUGUAGCAUCAGCUGCAGUGAACUUACAACAACUAAGUUUAGGGAAGGAGCAACCAGCAGCAACUCCAACAGAGGAGAACUGUGGACUGGUGCUUCCAAAUGAUUUGCAAGUCUUUUCUGCUGACUGCUCGCAUUUGAGCUUUGGUACCUACAAAUCCGGCAAGAGUACAGCAUUGUCCCAGCCACAAGCAUCCAGUUCCUUGACAAAAGACUUGGAAGGGACCUUUACAGCUCCAAAUGGUCCAUCCUCUGUGCAUUUAACCUCGAGGGACACAGUAAAUCUUGAUGAAGAGCAGCUUGAAUUUGCUUUUGAUAAUCAUAGAGCAGCUGCAGCAGCCAAAUCUUCACUAGCAGAGCUCAGGAAACUAGAUAUUCCUGAUGCAGCAGCCCAUGGGAAUGAUUUUGUCUUCCAUUCAUCUAUACCUGGUUCUAGUUUCAAGAACAUCCAACAAUUAAGUUCUGCAUUUCCUUCUGUGAAUGCCCCAACUGCUAGGAAUGUUUCUUCUUUGCCAAGUGAAGUGCAAUCAUAUUCGAACUCUAUACCUAGCGAGUUAUCGGCAGCGAGUAUUCAGUCUUUAAAAGCAAGAGAUUCUGCAGCAUACCUUGCAUCACAGUCAAUUUCAUCAAGAUACUGCGCUUCUACAUCAUCAAUGAAGAACCCAACUAUAUCCAUGUCUGAGGUUUUAAAUUCUGGAGCCUUGUCUGUUUCCCACCCAUCCUUGCUGGCCCAGCAUGGUGCCAACCUUGCUACUGGACCUGUACUAAAGGAGCAUUUGUCAGCACAUUCUUAUUCUCAAACUGGCUACCCAGCCAUACCUCAAAGCCAUACAUAUUCACCAUAUGCUUUGCAACAUGCAUAUCCAAAUGGCAAUGUGUUCCAUGAAUCUUUCUCAGGGAUGAAGUACAAUCUCCCACAGUACAGAAGUAAUAGUAUGAGCAGCUUGCCUUUGUCGGGUUCUUACACAUCUGGUUAUGAAAGUUUAGGGAAUUCUACUGAUAUUCCUGGAAGUUUUCUUCACAAUCUAUCUGCUGGUCCAGCAGGCAGCAAAGUUGGCUAUGAUGACUUUUUACGCUCUCAGUACAGGGAUGGAGGAGCUAAUUUUAACUUACUUCAACAGAAUGAUGGCUCUGCUGUAUGGGAUUAUGUACAUGGUUCAAGAACUACAUCAACUAUUCCACAUAGUGCUUAUUACAGUUUACAAGGACAGAAUCACCAACUUGCUGGAUAUCAUCAGGGCCAGCGACAUUCACAGCUUCACGGAUUUUUGGGGUAUCCUGGCGUUUAUAAUUCUCAAGCAGGGAUCACAAGAGAACAGCAGCAGCAAAAUCUUGGUGAUGUGAUUUUAAAUGGUUCUCAAGGCCCAUCAUCUAAGCAACUACCCCAAAAUUGGCAGCGCAGGUACUAACGUCGUUUUAUUUUUCUUUUUUGUUUUGCCUUGUUAGCAAGGCAUUAUAAGAGCGGCUGAGUAGGAUGAUAGUACAGUUUAAUCAAAGAUUUCAGUGUUUUUUUUAUUCUUUUUUCUUUUUUGAGUGUUUUGGCGAUGUCCAACUGUACAUACUUAAAGGCGAAGUUGACUGGCAAUGCGCUCUGCCUCAACAAUGUAUUCUAUCUAAUUUCGUGUUGGGGUAUGAUUGCUGUGCUUAGCAAGCUAGUGUGCU
Theobroma cacao (cacao) is the source of this 3035-nucleotide messenger RNA. RefSeq lists its product as uncharacterized. NCBI's taxonomy places the organism in Eukaryota, Viridiplantae, Streptophyta, Magnoliopsida, Malvales, Malvaceae. The record is from RefSeq and is a predicted model, not a curated record. Gene Ontology annotation, molecular function: protein binding.